This is a messenger RNA of Naegleria gruberi, 1523 nucleotides long. RefSeq names its product protein with NHL domain repeats. The transcript has a single exon. Bases 1 to 1494 code for a protein of 497 amino acids. NCBI's taxonomy places the organism in Eukaryota, Heterolobosea, Eutetramitea, Acrasida, Naegleriidae. The record is from RefSeq and is a predicted model, not a curated record. Gene Ontology annotation, biological process: proteasome-mediated ubiquitin-dependent protein catabolic process; protein polyubiquitination. Gene Ontology annotation, molecular function: protein binding; ubiquitin protein ligase activity.
AUGUAUCAACAACAACAACCUUAUUAUCAUCCAUCACAACAACAACGACAACAACCGAAUUUACCCAUCGGAUCAGUAUCACACCAGCAAAUAACUGUACAGAAUAAUUUUCAACCAAACAUGUAUCCUCCACAUCCUCAACAACAAUAUCAACAACAACAACAACAACAACAACAACAAUAUAAUCCAUAUGGAUCAUCAUCUGCUCCUCCAUUGGUGAUGAAUCAACAACAGCAACCACCUACUUAUGGACAGCCUAUGAAUCAACAACAACAACAACCACCGAUGCAUCAUCAACCGAAUUAUGGACAAGUUGUGCAACCAACAACAUCGGGUGGAUCGAUUACAGUUUCUACUACACAACAACAUCCACAUUCAUUCUAUUAUCCAUAUUAUUCAUAUCAGACAACUACUAAUACUAACAUUCCAAUUCAUGGACAACCACAACAAGGAUCAGUCCCACCACCACAACAACAACAUGUACAACAACCGUAUGGUCAACCACAACCACCAAUGAAUCCACCAAGUACUAAUAUUCAACCUAUGAAUCCUUAUGGUCAACCAAUGAUGACUCCACCACCUGUUGUGAAUAGUUCACCAUUAACUGUUGCCUCAGUCCAAACUAGUAUUACAUUCAGUAAUACUACUACUCCAACUCCAACACACAACAGUAUUAAAUAUCAAAUUAACCCACCUCUCCACAUUGCUCCACAUUAUUCAUUGAGAGGAGAAUUGGUAUUAAAAACACAACAUCCAUUCUGUGUGAGAGCUAUGCAUCAUUCACCAACAAUUAUUAUUGCUGAUUCGAAUACUAGCAAAAUUACCUUGUUGGAUAGUUCAAGUGGGAUGGUAAGAGAAACCUUCGAUGUUACCACAGGAUGUGUUGGAGGUGUUGGAGUUGAUCCAAUGGAUGACAGUUUUUAUAUUGUUUCUGGACAGAAAAUUCUAAAAUAUGGAGCUAAUGGAGUUCAUUUGGGAACUUUUGGAGAGAAUUUCAAUUUGAAAAAGCCAUACGGUCUAACAGUCGACGAUCAAGGGUUUGUCUAUAUCUGUGAUCUUCAUCAACAUAUUUUUGUAAUGACUCGUGAAGGAAUCAUGGUCAGAUACAUCUCAGUAGAGAAGCCUUAUGAUAUUUUCUUUGAUAAAUUAAAUCAAACUCUUGUAGUGACUGACCAAGAUAAGGAUUGUGUAAGAGUUUUAACUAAAGAAGGUCUGAAAAUUAGAAAAAUUGGUGGAAAGGGAAAUGCUAAAGGUCAAUUCAUUUCACCAAGUGGAGUUUGUGUAAAUGCAGGUAGUAACAUUAUUGUUGCAGAUUAUGGAAAUCAUAGAGUGCAAGUAUUUGAUUGUAUGGGAAGAUUCCUCUAUUCUAUGGGAAAUAAGGGAAAAUUAGAAUCAGAAUUUGAUUUACCAAGAUCAGUAUGCACUGAUAUUAAUGGAAAUUUAUUUGUUGCUGAAUAUGGAAACUCUAGAGUUCAAAUAUUCAGGAAAAUGUAAAUAAACUUCUCUUUGCCCAGAUAGAUUGU